Dovyalis caffra is the source of this 441-nucleotide messenger RNA. The record is from the annotation of a GenBank genome assembly. NCBI's taxonomy places the organism in Eukaryota, Viridiplantae, Streptophyta, Magnoliopsida, Malpighiales, Salicaceae.
AUGUCCGCCACAUCGAAGUUUGAUCUUGCAAGUUUGCUUGAAAAGGAUGCAUGCACCUCCCAUUUUCAUACCCAACGUUUCUACCUUUAUUCUAGGGUUGUUGUGUAUGGUGGUGGUGGAUACAUUAUAGUUAAUAUGAUUAUGAAAGUAGAAGAUGGUAAUGGUUGUGAUUCGAGGGAUAUGUCCACCAUGUGUUUUGAGUUUUUGCUUGUGAGAGGGGAGGGAGAGAGAGAGCUGGUUUCGGGUGUUAAGGGUAGUAGGGAUCUUACGUGGGGUUGUUGUGGUCCUAUGGUAGUGACUAGGGGAGGAGUAGACGAAGGGAAAGGUUGGCUAUGGGUUUUAUUAUUUCCUUCCUUUUUUGAAAUGAUGGUAGAAACUGUUUUGACAAAGGUUGAUGGUACUUUUAGAGGAGAGGGUUUUGUUAGGAUCCUAAAAGGAUGA